UGCGGGGCGGGCGCGCGGGGCUGCUCGGGGCCGGCGGGCGGACGCGCGGGCGCGGCACCUGCGGGCUGGAGCUGCGGGCUGCGGCCGCGCUGGGGCGCCGAGGCCGCCGCGGAGAUGAGCGCAGUGUCACAGCCGCAGGCUGCUCCCAGCGCCCUGGAGAAGCCGCCUGGCACGGCCAUCCUGUGCAACACCUGCGGGAACGUGUGCAGGGGCGAAGUGCUGCGGGUCCAGAACAAGUACUUCCACCUCAAGUGCUUCAUCUGCAAAGCGUGCGGCUGCGACCUGGCCGAGGGCGGCUUCUUCGUGCGCCAGGGCGAGUACAUCUGCACGCUGGACUACCAGCGCCUCUACGGCACCCGCUGCUUCCGCUGCGACCGCUUCAUCGAGAGCGAGGUGGUGUCGGCGCUCGGCAGGACCUACCACCCCGCCUGCUUCGUGUGCGCCGUCUGCAGGCUGCCCUUCCCGCCGGGGGACCGAGUGACCUUCAAUGGGAAGGAGUGCAUGUGCCAGAAGUGCUCCCUGCCCACGUCGGGGGGCAGCGCCCUCCUGUCCCCCGGCCUCCGGAAUUGCGGGGGCUGCGGCACAGAAAUAAAAAAUGGGCAGUCCCUGGUGGCUUUGGACCAACACUGGCACUUGGGCUGCUUUAAGUGCAAGACCUGUGGGAAGCUCCUGAACGCCGAGUACAUCAGCAAGGACGGGCUGCCUUACUGUGAGGACGACUACCACACGGCGUUCGGCAUCCGCUGUGACAGCUGUGAGAAGUACAUCACCGGGCGCGUGCUGGAGGCAGGCGAGAAACAUUAUCACCCUUCGUGUGCACUAUGUGUCAGGUGUGGCCAGAUGUUUGCAGAAGGCGAAGAAAUGUACCUCCAAGGCUCGUCCAUCUGGCACCCCGCGUGUAGGCAGGCAGCCCGGACCGAAGACAAAAGCAAGAUGCAGAGCCAGCUCUGCCAGCAGGCCUGCCCGGGCACCGCCCCUUGGGCCUUGCAGGAAACUAGAACAUCCUCCGAGAGCAUUAUUUCUGUCCCUGCUUCAAGCACCUCAGGGUCCCCGAGCCGCGUGAUUUACGCAAAGCUGGGCGAUGAGAUUCUUGACUACAGGGACCUGGCCGCCCUCCCGAAGAGCAAGGCCAUCUACAACAUCGACCGCCCCGACAUGAUCUCCUACUCGCCGUACAUCAGCCACUCCGCGGGGGACAGGCAGAGCUACGGCGAGGGCGACCAGGAUGACCGGUCCUACAAGCAGUGCCGGACCUCCAGCCCCAGCUCCGCGGGGUCUGUCAGCCUCGGGCGCUACACCCCGACCUCGCGGUCACCUCAGCACUACAGCCGAGCAGCUGGUACUGAGAGUGUUGGUACCAGUAGCUGCCUCUCCUUGUCCCAACACCCAAGCCCUACAUCCGUGUUCAGACAUCAUUACAUCCCCUACUUCCGAGGCAGUGAAAGUGGCCGGAGCACCCCCAGCCUCUCCGUGCUCUCAGACAGCAAGCCUCCUCCCUCCACCUACCAGCAGGCUCCUCGCCACUUCCACGUCCCAGACACUGGCGUAAAAGAUAACAUCUAUAGGAAACCCCCUAUCUACAAACAGCAUGCAGCGAGGCGGUCAGAUGGAGACAACGGCAGUUUCGAGCAGGAUAACCGGAAGCAGAAGGCCAGCUGGCUGACUCUCAAGGGGGACACUGAGAGCAGGACCAACUCCCCGGACAGCCAGUCCUUGUCCUACAGCAGUGGACCCGAUAGAGACCCUCUCCAAAGAAUGCAAGGGGACAACUUUUACUCACAACACCAAUGUGGCCCCUUGUGGAGGAGACCUGGAUGCCAGCUGGGGCACGCGAGAAUACAAGACCUACCCCUACGACAGCCUCAUCGUCACCAACCGCAUUCGCGUGAAGCUGCCCCAGGAUGUGGACCGGACAAGGCUGGAGAGACACCUGUCGCCGGAGGACUUCCAGGAGGCGUUUGGGAUGCGCAUCGACGAGUUCGACCGCCUGGCGCUCUGGAAGAGGAACGAGCUGAAGAAGAAGGCGCUGCUCUUCUGACGGCCGCGUGGGGUGGCAGGGACGCAGACGCCAGGCCGGAACACGCAGACCACCCCUCCCCGCACCUUCCUGGGGCUUGUCUGUGUGCACGGGCGUGGGCAGUGGGCGUCCCGGCGCGGGCUGGGCGGGGGCCUCGGCUGCAGCCCCCGGUUCUGCCGGUGACGCUCCCGCGCGCAGCUUAGGUCCGCGACGCCUGCUUCUCGCCACCCGCUCCCCGCUGGCGCUCGGUGUCCAGGGAGAGGCCUGGCUGGCACCGGAGAGGGGUCGGGGCCUUUAGACGGCCACAGCGCCCCGUCUGGGUGACAAGGCUUGAGAGAGAGGAGGCUUGUGCCCGACGCACACGGACGCCGCCGUGGGGGGGUGGGCACAGGCAGCUUCCGGGGCCCCCUGCCCACUCAGCCCUGCCCCACGGACGGGCACGCACGGCCUCGGGGUCUUACAGGCCAGCAGGGAGUGGAUGCUGAGCUUCCAGGAGGAGCUUUCUUAGGGAUAAAAGUUAACCCAGCCUCGCGCCUUCCAUCCGUGUGCCCAGAACACCGUCUUCUUCCACGGCACCCCUAGAUGCCUAAAUGAGAUAUUUAAAGUAACACAGAAGUUUUUAUUUUAUUAAAAAGCAUAGCCUACGUCAACUUAAGACGACAUAUAUGAAGAGUCAUUUAUGGCCCCCUCGGGGGGGAGCACCUCCAGCCUUAUCUCCCCCGUCCCUUCCCCGCAGUCUCGGGUCUGGGCGUCUUCCUAGCAGUGGACGGGCCUUCUUAUCUGUUGUUUCUUUUUUCUUUUUCACAUGUCACCCAAGCCACCCAGAGGACAGACCCGUUCCAAAUGAUGCUCUUUGUAAAUAAGCGUGUGGUAGAGCCCCCGCUGUUUCCCUCGCAGUUAUUUUCCAAGUCUUGGAGAGGGGGCAUCCCUCUCGGACGGUCGGAGUCCUGGCAUAGGGAAUGCCCAUGCCCCCGGCCUAAUCCACGUCCGGCAGAGCGUGCGCUGUGCCCUCUUUGUGACGCAGCCAGUGGCGGUUGCGCUUACCCGGGUACAGCCCCAUGCACACCCCGGAGUGACACGGAAGAGCCAAGCGGACCCCGGUGGCGGCAGAGAGUGGAGAGGCUGCCCCUCUUUAAGCUGCCAAGUCGGCAGAGCAUCCCAGCGCGGGCAGGUGCCAGGGUUUCCAGCAGGAAGAUGUUUGCAUCUGUCAUCAGGGAUGGGUUAAAACACGGUGCCUGUCACAGAAUGUUCACAAAGCGCAUCGAGGGGUUUUUGGAAUCCCCGAAACAUGCCGUCCCGGUGUGUCUUCCAGUCACCUGUCCUGAGCAUCCCACCCACGAGUCUGUGUCUCCCGGCUUCCUCACGGCCCCGCAACAUGCCAAGCCCGCUUCCGCUCCCGGCUUCUCACCGGCUUGGCCAGGGCGGGGGGUUCUGGGCCCCUAGCCCGCGUCCUUUCGUUUGGCAGUCUCCGCCUGAGCAGCUGGACGCGCCCAUUGCCUCGUGAGCACAGUGUCUGCCCCCAAGGAAGCCUGGAAAAAUAAAAGAUGACAUAUCAACUCGCCAAAGUG
Messenger RNA from Choloepus didactylus (southern two-toed sloth), 3585 nucleotides. It is a transcript of the gene ABLIM2, whose product is annotated as actin binding LIM protein family member 2. Gene Ontology annotation, molecular function: actin filament binding. Gene Ontology annotation, biological process: cytoskeleton organization; lamellipodium assembly. NCBI's taxonomy places the organism in Eukaryota, Metazoa, Chordata, Mammalia, Pilosa, Megalonychidae. Gene Ontology annotation, cellular component: actin cytoskeleton. The transcript is spliced from 21 exons. The record is from RefSeq and is a predicted model, not a curated record. The coding region runs from base 115 to 2220 and encodes 701 amino acids.